Apiotrichum porosum is the source of this 1239-nucleotide messenger RNA. RefSeq lists its product as uncharacterized. Gene Ontology annotation, molecular function: protein binding. Bases 1 to 1239 code for a protein of 412 amino acids. NCBI's taxonomy places the organism in Eukaryota, Fungi, Basidiomycota, Tremellomycetes, Trichosporonales, Trichosporonaceae. The record is from RefSeq and is a predicted model, not a curated record. The transcript has 3 exons.
AUGGCUGCCCUCCUCCUCUCCGCUCUCCUCCCUCUCGCGGCCGCUGUUCCCUGUGUCCAGUUCGAUGCCAGCUUCAACCUCUACGCGUUCGGUGGCGAGAACGACGUCUCGCUCGGCGCUGCGUCCAGCUGGAGCUCGCCCUCGCCCACAACUCUGAGCACCACCAACCGCCCUCCUUGGACUGGUAACCAGACUCAGUGCUUCCUCUCGCAGUCGAACAAUGCCAUGUACGUGUAUGGCGGCGAUGCCUCGGACCUGUCCAGCAUCUACAUCUACGACUUUGCCGCCAACAGCUGGACUGUCCAGGCGACGUCGGGUGCCCCUGCCACUCUUGGCAACUCGCGUUCGUCGGCUGUCCUCGACCACGACACCAACGUCAUUUACACCAUCAUUGGUGCCGGCCAGUCCAUGUACCAGCUUGACCUCGGCUCUGUCACAAACACGGCCUCGGGCACUGCCGCAUGGUCGCUUGUGGAGAGCCCCUCGUUCACCACCACCAACUACGAUGUCACUGCAGCCCUGGCGGCCAACCACAUCAUGUACUUUGGUGUUCCCGACACUGCUGCUGGCUCGGCCAACGUCUUUGUUAUCCACUACGCCUACUUCCAGCCCGAGGUUCAGGCCUUCCCCACCACCGGCUCGGGUUCUGCCUUCCCCGACACUGUCGGCCAGGCCGUCUCGUUGCCCACAUCGGAGAACUCGACUCCUUACCAGAUGCUCUUUGUCCCCGAGGACUUCUCUGGCGCCUACCUUGUCAGCCACUGGACCGACCUGGGCAACUACUCCAUCACCUCGGACUCGCCCAUGGACCUGUCGCUCAUCAACUCGACCCAGGCCUUCCCCACCCCUUCGUCCAAGGACACCAACGCCGCCUACGCGUGCUCAGACUCGGCCUGUGUCCAGGUCGACUCGACUGGUGACAUUUACUACAUCACCGACGCUGUCAGCAACUACACCGUCUCGUCCAGCGCUACCUGGUCCAAGAUGAGCUACGCGCUCACUCUCUCGUCUUCGUCGUCGGCUACGGGCGCGGCCUCGGGCACUGACGCUGCUAGCGGCACCGCUACUGCCACGGGCUCGGGCUCCGCCAAGGCGGGCUCGUCGACCACCAAGUCGUCGACCUCCGCUUCGGGCUCGUCCACCGCCGCCGCCUCCGCCGCGGGCCGCCUCGGUAUCCGCACCGACAUCCUCGGCUUCACCGUCGGUGUUGCCGCACUUGUCGCCGCCACCCUUCUCUAA